This is a messenger RNA of Fomitiporia mediterranea MF3/22, 165 nucleotides long. RefSeq lists its product as uncharacterized. The transcript has 2 exons. The record is from RefSeq and is a predicted model, not a curated record. Bases 1 to 165 code for a protein of 54 amino acids. NCBI's taxonomy places the organism in Eukaryota, Fungi, Basidiomycota, Agaricomycetes, Hymenochaetales, Hymenochaetaceae.
AUGCGGUGUGCUUGCAAGGACGGGUCAACCGCAGAUGCAGUCAUAACCGUUGAGCCUCUCAAUGCCCUCGCUUUCGGUGGUCCGUCUGGAUCUGGUCAAGGGAUGGGCCUGGCAAUCGACACCCCAGACACGGACACUCUCACUCACUCUCUGCACAAAUCUUGA